AUGUUUAUAACUUUGCUUUUAUUAAAUACAAAAUUUUUAUUAAAGGAUGAAAGCCCACUCAAAACCGAUAACAGAAUUAAAUUAUCAACAGAAAAGGACAGUAGUGAACCAGAUGGGACAAUUUUGUUGUUGGAAAUAAAUGAUCCAACAAAAGAAGAUCAAGCAAAGUACAAAUGUGUUGUGAAAAAUGGUGAAGGACGUAAUGAACAAUCGUUGAAUUUAGUUUUUGAUUAA
Molecule: messenger RNA, 234 nt
Organism: Meloidogyne enterolobii
Lineage: Eukaryota; Metazoa; Nematoda; Chromadorea; Rhabditida; Meloidogynidae
Source: the annotation of a GenBank genome assembly